AUGGCCGUGUCUAAUAUGUCUCGUCGGCAAAGAGCCGAAUUGACGCUUUCCAAGAUUUGGUUCCACUUGGUAUUCUGGGCUAUACAUUUCGGUAUUUUUGUCGUGGGAUGUUGGAUACAGGCUUCAAAUAAGAAGCUAGCAAGCUUGAAUGUGCUAAGAUAUUCGGUUUGGAUCUCUCGUGGCGCGGGCCUUGUACUUUCCAUCGACGCUACUUUGAUCCUUCUCCCUAUGUGUCGAAACGUGCUGCGAUGGAUUCGACCUCAAAUUCGUUGGUUACCUCUGGACGAGUCUGCCUGGUUCCAUCGUCAAAUAGCCUACGCCAUGUUGUUCUUCACCUGCACUCAUGUGGCAGCUCAUUACGUCAAUUUUUACAAUAUCGAGAAAGAUAACAUCCGUCCUGUGCUCGCAGUGGAGCUCCACUACAAGACCGCGGCUGGUAUCACAGGCCAUGUCAUGUUAUUAUGCAUGCUGCUAAUAUACACCACGGCUCAUGCUCGUAUUCGUCAACAGGCAUUUGAAACCUUUUGGUAUACUCACCAUCUCUUCAUUCCAUUCAUGCUUGCUCUUUACACCCAUGCAACUGGAUGCUUUGUGCGAGAUAGCCCUCAAAGAUAUUCACCAUUCGACGGUGAGAAGUUCUGGAACCACUGCCUGGGCUACGAAGGAUGGAGAUGGGAGCUCGUGGCAGGCACCAUGUACCUAUUAGAACGACUGUACCGCGAGGUUCGAUCUCGGAAAGAGACGGUGAUCACCAAGGUGAUUCGUCACCCGUAUGCCGCCAUGGAAAUCCAGUUUCAAAAACCAAGCAUGAACUACAAAGCAGGACAAUGGCUCUUCCUUCAAGUGCCAGAUGUGUCAACCACCCAAUGGCAUCCGUUCACCAUUACAUCCUGCCCAUUCGACCCAUAUAUCAGUGUACACGUUCGCCAAGUCGGUGAUUUCACACGCGCCCUCGGAGAUGCUCUCGGUUGCGGUCCCGCACAAGCAAAAGACCUCGAAGGCUUAGAUCCAAACGGAAUGUACGAAGUCGCCCUCCAAAACGGGCAAACAAUGCCAAAGAUGCGCAUCGACGGACCAUAUGGAGCACCGGCCGAAGACGUCUUCGAAAACGAGAUCGCCGUCCUGAUCGGAACAGGUAUCGGUGUCACGCCCUGGGCCUCAAUCCUAAAGAAUAUCUGGCAUCUGCGCUCAAGCCCUAACCCACCUCGUCGUCUACGUCGUGUAGAGUUUAUCUGGAUUUGCAAAGACACCUCUUCCUUUGAAUGGUUCCAGGCUCUUCUUUCGUCACUUGAGGCGCAAUCUGCAAGCGCUGCAGCUUUCGAGGGUAGUACCGAGUUCUUGCGGAUCCAUACAUACCUCACGCAGAGACUUGAUGAUGAUACUGCUGCGAAUAUCUAUUUGAAUUCUGUUGGGCAGGCGCUUGAUCCACUUACUGAGUUGAGGAGUCGGACGAAUUUCGGUCGUCCUGAUUUUAAGCGCUUAUUUAAUGCUAUGCGGGUCGGGUUGUUGGAUCAGACUUAUAUGCGGGGUUUACAGAGUGCUCAUGCGACUGAGAUCGGUGUUUACUUUUGUGGACCUAAUACUGCCGCUUUGCAGAUUGAUGAUGCUGCUAGGUUUGCGUCGACGAAGGAUAUUCGGUUUAAGUUCUGGAAGGAGAACUUUUAG
Molecule: messenger RNA, 1665 nt
Organism: Penicillium longicatenatum
Lineage: Eukaryota; Fungi; Ascomycota; Eurotiomycetes; Eurotiales; Aspergillaceae
Product: putative NADPH oxidase (NoxA)
Exons: 4
Coding region: 1-1665 (554 amino acids)
Biological process (GO): superoxide anion generation; defense response
Cellular component (GO): plasma membrane; NADPH oxidase complex
Molecular function (GO): superoxide-generating NAD(P)H oxidase activity
Source: RefSeq, a predicted model, not a curated record